AGAAUCACUUCUCUCUUCAACAGUGUUAAGAUUAUAAAAAUCAUUAUAAGUUUUGUUAUACACAAAGUUAUGAUAUUCACAGAUAUCAAGGAACUUUUUACAACUUUCUUAGUUACUUCAGCAUCAGAGGUCAUUUUAAUCAAAGAUGACAAUGCUUCUGAGACUACUUCUUCUCAUCUUCAAGCUUCUCUUGUUGCUUUCUCUCUCUUCUCUGUGAGAAAGAUUGUGUGUACACUGAAUUGCAA
Molecule: messenger RNA, 245 nt
Organism: Blastomyces gilchristii SLH14081
Lineage: Eukaryota; Fungi; Ascomycota; Eurotiomycetes; Onygenales; Ajellomycetaceae
Exons: 3
Source: RefSeq, a predicted model, not a curated record